AUGCCGAAGCUGGUCUAUCCGCGAAUCUCUCUUCCCCAUAAGAGCCCUGCGUCAGCACGAUCUUUUGCUUCGCUGUCACGACUACAGCUAGCACAACCGCGCCAUGGCCUUCUCAAUGAGCCCUGGCUUCCUCCAGCAUCAGCCUCCCUACUUCCAACAACAUAUUUUUCUCCGAGCCGUGUACGCGGGGAUCUAGACGGAGGGGAAAGAACCCCUCAGAGAAACGACCAUAAGCCACCCGAUGAAAGGACCUUGAAGCUCGGAAAGACAUUACGGACCCUAUCACCCCUACUCCCGACCCUUUUGUACAACACUCUUCCCACCAAAAUCCUCGCCCCAAACGUGAACCUCCAUCUCUUCCCAUCCACACAUCCACACCUCCCAACUGUCAAAGGACGCACCCUCUACCGCGCAGCACUAUGGACAGUCCCAGUCGCAUGGAGCAGCGUCCCCUUACUCGGAAACGUGAAGCUACAGAUCCUCAGCGAAAGGAUCGUGCGCUCAGGCACACUACUCGAUCCAUUGCGCAACGGUGAACACCACGACUGCGGCGAUGAGCGACUAAUAGUCCGUUGGAAGACCGAGCCUCGAACAGACAGCGGAUCUUUCCACAACCCGUCUCCCUCGUCGAAGACGGGUUCAACAACCGCAUCUCAAAAUUCUCCUUCGUUACAAGAGAGUCAUCUCUCCGCUUCGAAAAAUGGUACUAAUAAAGGCCUGAGUGUGCUUCUCGGGGGCGAAGAGCCUAUCUUUAAGCUCUCAAAAGAAGAGCAGUUUACUGGUCUAUUUAUCUUCUCUUUUGACGAGGAGGGUCGGAUCUUGUCUCAUACCAUUGAGCAUGCCGAUGAAGCGGAUGGCUGGGAACGGACUGCGAAGUUCGUUACUUUGACAGACUGGCUUAUUGGCAAGGCGCGUGGCUCGUUGGAUCCUGUCACAAAUCCUGGGCUGGCCAUGGAGACUUGUCAGAAUCAUGGGUUUGAUUCGAGUCACCGCCGGAGACCAUGA
Messenger RNA from Penicillium canescens, 1005 nucleotides. RefSeq lists its product as uncharacterized. The transcript has 2 exons. The coding region runs from base 1 to 1005 and encodes 334 amino acids. NCBI's taxonomy places the organism in Eukaryota, Fungi, Ascomycota, Eurotiomycetes, Eurotiales, Aspergillaceae. The record is from RefSeq and is a predicted model, not a curated record.